Messenger RNA from Oncorhynchus kisutch (coho salmon), 3298 nucleotides. Its product is annotated as Yip1 domain family, member 5. Gene Ontology annotation, cellular component: trans-Golgi network; membrane. NCBI's taxonomy places the organism in Eukaryota, Metazoa, Chordata, Actinopteri, Salmoniformes, Salmonidae. The coding region runs from base 107 to 886 and encodes 259 amino acids. The transcript is spliced from 6 exons. The record is from RefSeq and is a predicted model, not a curated record. Gene Ontology annotation, biological process: regulation of ER to Golgi vesicle-mediated transport; endoplasmic reticulum to Golgi vesicle-mediated transport; vesicle fusion with Golgi apparatus.
CGGGACCCGGAAGUACUGUUUUAGUGUUGCUGAUAUUAUUCUCUUGACACGUAGCUAAAUUGGCGGAGUCCAGAGUAGAAUUGUUCUACGUUGCAGACUGUCAGAAAUGUCAGGGUUUGACAACCUCAACACAGAUUUCUACCAGUCCAGCUACAGUGUAGAUGACCACGGGCAACCUGCUGGAUAUGGCUACAGUAACACAGAAGAUCCCUACAAACAGGGUCAAUAUGGUCAGUAUGACUACUCCCAGCCAAUGGGAUACGCAGCCCCAGGGAUGAUGCAACCUCAGCAGCCCUACACCGGCCAGAUCUACCAGCCCACACCGGCCUUCACACCUUCCCCCACGCAGUCCAUGUAUGGCAGCAGCUUUGACGACGAGCCCCCGCUGCUGGAGGAAUUAGGCAUAAACUUUGACCACAUCUGGCAGAAGACCCUGACAGUGCUCCACCCCAUGAAGGCAGCAGAUGGUAACAUUAUGAACGAGACUGACCUGGCUGGACCCAUGGUGUUCUGUCUGGCCUUCGGAGCCACCUUACUUCUAACAGGAAAGAUCCAGUUUGGCUAUGUGUACGGCAUCAGUGCCAUCGGCUGCCUGGGGAUGUACUGCCUCCUCAACUUAAUGAGCAUGACCGGCGUGUCGUUUGGCUGUGUCGCCAGCGUACUGGGCUACUGCCUGCUACCCAUGAUCCUCCUUGCCAGCUUCGGAGUCAUCUUGUCUUUACAAGGCAUGUUUGGAAUAAUCAUCGCAGCCACGAUAAUUGGCUGGUGCAGUUUCUCUGCUUCCAAGAUCUUCAUCUCGGCCCUGGCCAUGGACGGACAGCAGCUUCUGGUGGCGUACCCCUGUGCCCUCCUCUACGGGGUCUUCGCCCUUAUCUCUGUCUUCUAAAUGUUGUCGGUCUACACCAGGGUUCCCCUAACUCGGUCCUGGGGCUCUGGGGCACAUUUCCUUUGUUUGCCCUAGUACUACACGUGUUUUGAAUAACCAACUCUUCAAGCUUUGAUUAUUUGAGUCAGUUGUGUAGAAAUCCAAAACCAAAAUGUGCACCCAGGUGGUGGGACCAGGACAGAGUUGGGGAAACCCUGGUCUAGAACUGUGUUUUCCAACUCCUAUCGUGCUGUACCUCUAACAGAACACAUUCUUCCUGUAGCCCUGGACAAGCACACCUGAUUCAACUUGUCAACUAAUCAAGCCCUCAUUGAGUUGAAUCAGGUCAGUUUGUCUGCGGCUAUAACAAAAAAGUGUAUGCUAUUGGAGGUACUGGAGGACUGGCAUUGGGAAACACUGGUCUACACCCUGCAAACGGACCAACAAACCCAACUAACUUUAGGGCCUGUCAGAGGCCCUUCUGUGCUGCACCCCCAUCGCAGUGGUGUGACCAGUUACCCUGUCUGUUGCAUUCCAUUUUUACACCUGCUUACACAGGUCUGUGCAAAAGUAUAAAUUCCAAACCCCUUCUAUUCAGGACUAAGGACCCAUCCACCGACCACCACAGAAUCUUCUAUUCAAUGUAAAGCUUCUUUAUUCUGUAUGUUUGUUUCUUAGAUUUAUUUGAGCCUUGAGGCCUUCAGAAAAUGGUUUGCACAAGUAUUUUCAAUUUUUUUCAACUGAAGCAGGAGAUUUGAAAUAGAGCAGUUAGUUAAUUCUGUCGGCCCUCUCAUGCAUACAUGCACAUCUGGGUACUCUGAGGUCAACUUGCAACUCGGAAGAGACAUAUCUUACAAAGCUGAAAUGGUUUUAAAUUGCUGAAACACCAAAGCUCUGUGCCCUUCCCCACUAUAUUUCCCAGCCCUAGGCGCAUGGCCUAACAGUGAGCCUCCUUAGCUAACUACAUGUGGUCAAGGGUGUGUUAGUUAUGCAGCUUGUGUGAUUGUAAACUUUGGUCAGUCAGUGCCUGCAUAAUGACAGCUGCACACAUGCAGACUCAAAGAAUUUAUGUCCCAAAAAAAUAAAAUGUUGUUUUUUCAUUUUCUCUAUUGACCAGUGGGAACCAGCUAAUGUGUGCCUCAUGACCUAGUUUUUGUUCAUAUUUACCGGCACAUUUAUUUUUAUUGUAAAAUGAUAGUUUGAUCACAUUAAAGCUGAAAUAUGAAACCUUUUUGGCGACCUGACCAAAUUCACAUAGAAAUGUGAGUUAUAGCUCUGUCAUUCUCAUUUGAAAGCAAGUCUAAGAAGCGGUAGAUUUGUACGCUAUUUCUAUGCUUUCCUUAAGUUAAGUUUCACUGUGUAAUGGUAUUGUACUACAGGUUGUUAAACCACACACGAAGGAGCUCACAGAUCCUGAGUUUUGUCUCCUUAACUUAAAUCCUCCUUUUCAUGCAGUUUGCAUUUAAUCAGUUUUCUAUUGUUUUCAACCCUGUUCCUGGAGAGCUACCAUCCUGUAGGUUUUCACUCCAAACCUGUUCCUGGAGAGCUACCAUCCUGUAGGUUUUCACUCCAAACCUGUUCCUGGAGAGAGACCAUCCUGUAGGUUUUCACUCCAACCCUGUUCCUGGAGAGCUACCAUCAUUUAGGUUUUAACUCUAACCCUGUUCCUGGAGAGAGACCAUCCUGUAGGUUUUCACUCCAACCUUAAUCUAGCGCACCUUCUAAUAGUUAGCUGGUUGAUAAACUGAACCAGGUUAGUUACAACUGGAGUUGGAGUGACCAUCUACUACAGGAGGGAAGUUCUCCAGGAAGAGGGUUGGAGACCCCCCUGCUGUAGGCUAUGUGUUGAGGCUUUUUUUUUUGGCUUCAGGUUGAAAGUUUCGGUCUUUUGCCAUUCACUUUGGACUGAUAUUAAAAUGUGGCUUUGGAAUUUUGAUUUCACACACAGGUGUCAUCUGAGAGGCUGUUAAUGAGCACAGGGUUUUAAGGUCAUUGUUUUUUUGUUAUUCCUAUAGAUUUGUUUCUGUGCUAAACCUGAGCUCCUCAAAUGGAUGCGUUUUUAUAUUUUUGCCCUCUUAAGCAAAAUGCGGCAAUGAAAAUGGAGUGCUUUUCAAUUUCAACAAAUGUUAAGGGGGUACUGCAUUUCAAAAAACCCAGAGUAAAUACAGUAAGUAGCCUUUCACGAGCUAGCUGGAACGGCUCAAAGGAGCAGAUCUCCUGAGGUAGAUUGACGUACAAGUAUACCCCCUGGACAGGAUGCUAGUCUAUCGUAGGGCCUUACCCAAAAAUCUCCUUAAUGCUGAGUGCCAGGCAGCGACGCAUCGUGUCCCAUUCUUAGUCUCUUUGUAUGAUGCGGCCAGGGAUCAAACUCCCAACCUUUCAAUCUCAGGGCGGACACAAGGCCACUGAGCAAUUACAGUGCUGCUCUUAUAU